Molecule: messenger RNA, 258 nt
Organism: Paramecium octaurelia
Lineage: Eukaryota; Ciliophora; Oligohymenophorea; Peniculida; Parameciidae
Source: the annotation of a GenBank genome assembly
AUGUAAAAUUUAACAUAUAGUACACUCCAUCUGCCGUCCAGUCCAUAAACUCCUUCCACUCCCACCUUUGAAUAAUUAGAUUAAGAACAAAGUUCUAAACAUACUUCGCGGAGAACUCUUUUCGAUUUAGACGAAGAAUACAUCAUUCAUAAGAACCCUAUCUUUAAAAGGAGGUUGAAGAGUAAACAGAAUACUUAAAUUGAUUAUACUACCUUUUUAGGCCGUAAUUUAUUAGAAAACGAUAAUGAAUCAAUGUGA